Ostreococcus lucimarinus CCE9901 is the source of this 1725-nucleotide messenger RNA. RefSeq lists its product with no specific name. Gene Ontology annotation, molecular function: oxidoreductase activity. Bases 1 to 1725 code for a protein of 574 amino acids. The transcript has a single exon. NCBI's taxonomy places the organism in Eukaryota, Viridiplantae, Chlorophyta, Mamiellophyceae, Mamiellales, Bathycoccaceae. The record is from RefSeq and is a predicted model, not a curated record.
AUGUGCGGCGCGUGCCGCGCGCGGCGCGCGAGCGCGAGAGAGACGACGACGCGCGCGGAAUUCUGCGCGCCGUGUCGCGACGGCGCGAGAGCGACGACGACGCGCGCGACGCGCGUCGCGGACGGGGCGUCGUUCGACGUCGUCGUGUGCGGCGCGGGCGCGGCGGGGACGUCGUUCGCGCGGACGUACCUGGAGACGACGGCGCGGGGUGGCGACGGCGACGGCGACGGCGACGGCGACGGCGACGGCGCGCGCGGCGCGAGGCUGCUGCUGCUCGAUCGCGGCGGAUGCGCGAAGACGGUCGAGCGCGUGGAGCGCGUGACGCGGCGGGCGUCGGUGUACGGCGCGCGGGAGGACGCGCUGGGGGCGCUGGAGGCGCUGGGGGCGCGGACGGCGACGGCGAGCGUCGCGGCGUGCGACGCCGAGUCGAAGACGUUGACGCUGGACGACGGCGCGCGCGUGCGGUACGGCGCGCUGUGCGUCGCCACGGGGGCGACGCCGCGAUGUCCACUGCCGGAGGCGAGCGAUGGAGCGGUCGACGCGCACGAGGUGCGAGACGUGGAGAGCGCGGACGCGCUGGCGAGACGGUUGAGCUCGAUGACGGCGACGGCGAGCGCGGAUUCGGAUUCAAAGACGAAACGGAUCGCGAUCGCGGGGAACGGAGGGAUCGCGCUCGAGCUCGUCGACGCGCUAUGUGUGCGAGGUUUGCGCGCGCGAGGGUUGGAGGCGUGUGAAUUGGUGUGGUUGGUGAAACACGGCGAAGUCGGCGACGCCUUUUUCGACGUCGACGCCGCGGAUUUCUUGCUGCGCGCGCUCGACGCGAGACGGCGAGACGGCGAGGCGAAAGACGACGACGGCGCGGACGUGGACUGGGACUCACCGACGCCCGAACGCGGUGCCGGACGAUCGACGAAGAAGCGCGCGCGAGGGCGCGAAUCAGGCGCCGCCGCCGGUCCGGAUUGGCUCGACAGAUUUAGAGCGAAGAGCGCGGCGGACGACGCGCGCGCGCCUCUCAGCCGCAUGAAGCUUCGCGUGCUGAAAAAUGUGUGCAUACGCGAAGCGCGUAAAGACGCAAACACCGGCGUCAACGUAUUGACGCUGAGCGAUGGGACGACGAUCGAGGUGGACGCCGUCGUCGCCGCCGCGGGCGUCGAGCCGAGAUGCGAUUGGCUCGACGAAGUCGCCGCGCCGAGGUCGAAAUCAGACGGCGGUAUACUCGUCGAUGCGUGCAUGCGCACCGUAGGACCGUACGGCGACUCAAUAUUUGCCGUCGGCGACGCGUGCACGAUGUCGGCGCGCGCGUCGAACCCAGAGACGCCGUGGUUUCAAAUGCGACUGUGGAGCCAGGCGGCGCAAACAGGCGCCUUCGCCGCGAAAGUCGCCGCGGGCGUCUGCGACGCCGACGCCCUCGGAUUCAAUUUCGAAAUCUUUACCCACGUCACCAGGUUUUUCGGUCUCAAAGUCAUCUUGCUCGGGCUGUACAACGCCCAGAAGCUCGACGACGUCCCGGCGAACGAGGUGACGACGUACCAGCGCGAGUCGCUCGCCGACGCGACGUACGUGCGCGUGCUCCUCGUCCGCGGUCGCAUGAUGGGCGCCGUGCUCGUCGGCGACACCGAUCUCGAGGAAACUUUCGAAAACCUAAUCUUAGACGGCGUCGAUCUAUCGCGUUUCGGUCCGAGUUUACUCGAUCCCGAGCUCGACUUGGAGGAUUAUUUCGACUGA